ACGCGCCGCCGCCGUCCCUCCGUGCCCGAGUGCACGGGCCGAGGCGCAGCGCGCAUGAGAGCCUUGGCCCGGACCCUGGAGCCCGCGCAGUUGGAGCUCCCUUCCAGCCCUUGAGGCUCCGCAGGGCAGGAGAGGUCAUCGCCUCUGGCUCCUGUGGGCCAUAGCUUUCGCUAAUGGCCUGUGGUUUCUCCUCAGGUCGCCAUGGAUCUUGAAGAGGACCGCAGUGGAGAAGCAGGGAAGAACUUCUUGAAGAUGGGCAAAAAAAGUAAAAAGGAGAAGGAGAAGAAACCAACUGUCAGUACGUUUGCAAUGUUUCGCUAUGCAGGUUUGCUUGACAAGCUGUACAUGGUGUUGGGAACUUUGGGAGCCAUUAUCCAUGGAGCUGCACUCCCACUCAUGAUGCUUGUGUUCGGAGAAAUGACAGAUAGCUUUGCAGAUGCAGGAAGUAAUUUUCCACCAAACAUUACUAAUCAAAGUAAAGAAAACAAAACUUUAGUUCUCCUGACAUCUUCAAUUGAAGAUAAAAUAAAAGUGUAUGCCUAUUAUUACACUGGAAUUGGUGCUGGGGUGCUUGUUGCUGCUUACAUUCAGGUUUCAUUUUGGUGUCUGGCAGCUGGAAGACAAAUAAGCAAAAUCAGGAAAGAGUUUUUUCAUGCUAUCAUGAAGCAGGAGAUAGGCUGGUUUGAUGUGCAUGAUGUUGGGGAACUUAACACGCGGCUCACAGAUGAUGUCUCCAAAAUUAAUGAAGGAAUUGGUGACAAAAUUGGAAUGUUCUUUCAGGCAAUGGCAACAUUUUUCACAGGUUUCAUAGUGGGAUUUACACGUGGCUGGAAGCUAACCCUUGUGAUUUUGGCUGUCAGCCCUGUUCUUGGACUGUCAGCCGGUAUCUGGGCAAAGAUAUUAUCUUCAUUUACUGAUAAAGAACUGUUGGCAUAUGCAAAAGCUGGAGCAGUAGCUGAAGAAGUGUUAGCAGCCAUUAGGACUGUGAUUGCAUUUGGAGGACAAAAGAAAGAACUUGAAAGGUACAAUAAAAAUUUAGAAGAAGCUAAAAGCAUGGGAAUAAAGAAAGCAAUCACAGCCAACAUUGCAAUGGGUGCUGCUUUCCUGCUGAUCUAUGCGUCAUAUGCCCUGGCAUUCUGGUAUGGGACUACCUUGGUCCUCUCAAAUGAAUAUUCUAUUGGAAAAGUGAUCACUGUCUUCUUUUCUGUAUUAAUUGGGGCUUUUAGUGCUGGACAAGCAUCUCCAAACAUUGAAGCAUUUGCAAACGCAAGAGGGGCAGCUUAUGAAAUCUUCAAGAUAAUUGACAAUAAGCCAAGCAUUGACAGCUUUUCAAUGAGUGGACACAAACCAGAUAACAUUAAGGGAAAUUUGGAAUUUAGAAAUAUUCACUUCAGUUACCCAUCUCGUAAAGAAGUUAAGAUCUUGAAAGGGCUCAACCUGAAGGUGCAGAGCGGGCAGACUGUGGCUCUGGUUGGGAACAGUGGCUGUGGGAAGAGCACGACAGUGCAGCUGAUGCAGAGGCUCUAUGACCCCACAGAGGGCGUGGUCAGUAUUGAUGGGCAAGACAUUAGGACCAUAAAUGUAAGGUAUCUGCGGGAAAUUAUCGGUGUAGUGAGUCAGGAACCUGUGCUGUUUGCAACCACAAUAGCUGAAAACAUUCGCUAUGGUCGUGAAGAUGUCACCAUGGAUGAGAUUGAGAGAGCUGUCAAGGAAGCCAAUGCCUAUGACUUUAUCAUGAAACUGCCUCAUAAAUUUGACACCCUGGUUGGUGAGAGGGGGGCCCAGCUGAGCGGUGGACAGAAACAGAGAAUUGCCAUCGCACGGGCCCUGGUUCGCAACCCCAAGAUCCUCCUGCUGGAUGAGGCCACGUCAGCCUUGGACACGGAAAGUGAAGCAGUGGUUCAGGCAGCUCUGGAUAAGGCCAGAGAAGGGCGGACCACUAUCGUGAUCGCUCAUCGCUUGUCUACAGUUCGUGGUGCUGAUGUCAUUGCUGGUUUUGAUGAUGGAGUCAUCGUGGAGAAAGGAAAUCAUGAUGAACUCAUGAAGCAGAGAGGCAUUUACUUCAAACUUGUCACAAUGCAGACAAGAGGGAAUGAAAUUGAAUCAGGAAGUGAAGUUUGUGAAUCUAGAAGUGAACUUGAUGACUUGGAAAUGCCUUUAAAAGAUUCAGGAUCCAGUCUAAGAAGAAGAUCAACCCGCAAGAGUAUGCGAGGACCACAAAGCCAAGAAAGAAAGCUUAGUAUAAAAGAGGCACUGGAUGAAAAUGUACCUUCAGUUUCUUUCUGGAGGAUUCUAAAGCUGAAUUUAACCGAAUGGCCUUAUUUAGUGGUUGGUGUUAUUUGUGCCAUUGUAAACGGAGGCCUGCAACCAGCAUUUGCAGUUAUAUUUUCAAAGAUUAUAGGGGUUUUCGCAACUAAUGAUGAUCCUGAAACAAAACGACAGAAGAGUAACCUAUACUCACUACUGUUUUUGGUUAUUGGAAUUGUUUCUUUUAUUACAUAUUUCCUUCAGGGCUUCACAUUUGGCAAAGCUGGAGAGAUCCUCACCAAACGGCUGCGGUACAGGGUUUUCAGAUCCAUGCUGAGACAGGAUGUGAGCUGGUUCGAUGACCCUAAAAACGCCACUGGAGCAUUGACUACCAGGCUCGCCAAUGAUGCUGCACAAGUGAAAGGGGCUAUGGGUUCCAGACUUUCUGUAAUUUCCCAAAGUGCUGCCAAUCUUGGGACAGGAAUUAUCAUAGCCUUAGUUUAUGGCUGGCAAUUAGCACUUUUACUCUUAGCAAUUGUACCCUUCAUUGCAAUAGGAGGAGUUAUUCAAAUGAAAAUGUUGUCUGGACAAGCCCUGAAAGAUAACCAGGAGCUAGAAGGUUCUGGGAAGAUUGCUACUGAAGCAAUAGAAAACUUCCGAACUGUGGUUUCUUUGACGCGGGAGCAGAAGUUUGAACACAUGUAUGCACAGAGUUUGCAGAUACCAUACAGAAAUUCCUUGAGGAAAGCACAAGUCUUUGGAAUAGCAUUUUCCUUCACCCAGGCAAUGAUGUUCUUUUCCUCUGCUGCUUGUUUCCGGCUUGGUGCCUUCUUGGUGGCUCGUGAGUUGAUGGAUUUUGAAAGUGUUCUGUUGGUAUUUUCAGCUAUUGUUUUUGGUGCCAUGGCAGUUGGGCAGGCCAGUUCAUUUGCUCCUGACUAUGCCAAAGCCAAAGUGUCAGCAUCCCAUGUCAUCAGCCUCAUUGAAAAAAUCCCUGAGAUUGACAGCUACAGCACAGAAGGACUGACACCGAAUAUGUUGGAAGGAAAUGUGACAUUUAGUGGAGUCAUGUUCAACUAUCCCACCCGACCAGACAUCCCAGUGCUUCAGGGACUGAGUCUCCAGGUGAAGAAGGGCCAGACACUGGCCCUGGUGGGCAGCAGUGGCUGUGGGAAGAGCACGGUGGUCCAGCUCCUUGAGCGAUUCUAUGACCCAUUGGCAGGAACAGUGCAUGUAGAUAGCAAAGAAAUAAAGGAACUGAAUGUCCAGUGGCUCCGAGCACAGCUGGGCAUUGUGUCCCAGGAGCCCAUCCUGUUUGACUGCAGCAUUGGUGAGAAUAUCGCCUAUGGAGACAACAGCAGGGUUGUGUCUCAGGAUGAGAUCGUGAGGGCGGCCAGGGAGGCCAACAUACAUAACUUCAUUGAGUCACUGCCUGACAAAUACAACACCAGAGUAGGAGACAAAGGAACUCAGCUCUCUGGUGGCCAGAAACAACGCAUUGCCAUAGCUCGUGCUCUCGUUAGGCAGCCUCAUAUUUUGCUUUUGGAUGAAGCUACCUCAGCCCUGGAUACAGAAAGUGAAAAGGUUGUCCAGGAAGCUCUGGACAAAGCCAGAGAAGGCCGCACCUGCAUCGUGAUUGCUCACCGCCUGUCCACCAUCCAGAACGCUGACCUAAUCGUGGUGAUUCAGAAUGGCAAAGUCAAGGAGCAUGGCACCCACCAACAGCUGCUGGCACAGAAAGGCAUCUAUUUUUCCAUGAUCAGUAUUCAGGCGGGAGCAAAGCGCUAG
Molecule: messenger RNA, 4032 nt
Organism: Castor canadensis (American beaver)
Lineage: Eukaryota; Metazoa; Chordata; Mammalia; Rodentia; Castoridae
Source: RefSeq, a predicted model, not a curated record